CGCGCAUCCGGACGGCUUCAAUUUGCACAAGUAACUGGUCGACCAAGCGUAAUGUCCAAGCGGUCGGUGGAGCUCUCGUUCGAUGCCAAGCAGGCCGACUCGGCGCCCGUCCUCGUGUCCUUCCGCGGCGGCCCACCCAAGGUUUCGUCCGACUUUCACUUUCAAAUGUAUGAAAACGCGGCCAAGAAGCGCAAGAUUGUGGUCGCCGAUGCGGACAAGGUGUCGUACCAGGCCGCCAACUUUGGCCACGGCAACGCCAACAACGACCUCUCGAGCUACGUCGUCGGCGUCUUUGACAAGGCGACGCAGAGCGUCCAGCUCUACAAUGUCGACCAGCUCUACGUGUUGCAGCAGUCGGUCCGCGGCUUUCGCGAGCGCGUCGACGAAAACACGCAAGACGACAAGUCGUAUGCGCAGCGCACGGCCGAGCUCGUCAACGCCUUUGGUUCCAAGGUCAGCAAGCGCAUUGUCAAGAGCCGCGAAGACAACAAGGUCCAAGUUGGCAACAUCACGGGCGCCAGCGCGAUCACGCAAGCGCUCACGCAAAAGGCCGUCUCGACUGCCGAAGAGCUCGCGCUCAAGCGCGCCAACGACCCCAAGUACACGCCGGAUUCGGGGGCCAUGGAUGCGACGCGUGCGGCCGUCUUGCCGCCGUGCAACCUUGAUGCGGUCACGCCCGACAAGGUCUACGACCUCGAAAAGUUUUUGAACGCUGAUGUGAUGGAAUCGCUGUACCUCAAGGCCGACGAGCUCAUCGGUCUUCUCGAGACAUGUCCGCUCACCGAGUUUUUGGACAAGAACCAAGUGCCGGCGGCCGCUUACAUUCGCCAGGUCAUGACGACGCUGCCCAAGCCAUUCGACCGCAAGAAGGUGGCGCUCAUGCUCUACGUCAUGUACCUCGUGCAAUUCUUCCACGCGCGCUUCCCGAUGCACGCGACCCCCGCGGACUUGAGCGUGACGCUCAACAUCCCGCACGUGGUCAUCGAGCAGGUCCUCAGCACGUUUGCCGAGACCGUUGUCGGUUCCAAUGGCAAGGCGAGCUAUGCGCAGUCCAAGAUGCUCAAGGACAAGCUGCUUUUGUACCUGCUCGUGGUCGCCUUGACGAUCGGCGGCUUCAGCUUGGAUUUGACGGCGAUUGCGGCCGACCUCAAGCGCGCUCCAUCCAACUUGGCCCAAUAUGCCCGCAUGAUUGGGUGUCGGACAGACGCGGUCAAGGCCGAGGGGGGGCUGUACGCCAAGAGCUCGGCGGUCAAGGACAAGAAGACGAUGGCGACGCGCGCGGUGCUCUCGGUGCCGCUCGUCUUCCCGACGGCCAAGAAGGGCUCGAGCCGCCGUUAAGCGACGUGGAGCGAGCUAAUCUACUAGUGUACUACAUUUAUAUCCACAACAACGUCAACCAAGAUAUGUAAGCGAUGCAAG
Messenger RNA from Saprolegnia diclina VS20, 1419 nucleotides. RefSeq lists its product as hypothetical. Lineage: Eukaryota; Oomycota; Saprolegniomycetes; Saprolegniales; Saprolegniaceae. Bases 52 to 1338 code for a protein of 428 amino acids. Gene Ontology annotation, cellular component: RNA polymerase I complex. Gene Ontology annotation, molecular function: DNA binding. The transcript is spliced from 6 exons. Gene Ontology annotation, biological process: RNA polymerase I preinitiation complex assembly; transcription elongation by RNA polymerase I; nucleolar large rRNA transcription by RNA polymerase I. The record is from RefSeq and is a predicted model, not a curated record.